AUGUUUUACCAAAAAUUGCAAGAUGAGAAAGAUUCAACGGAUGUCAAUCGUUUCUGUAGUAACGUAUUUAAUACAUAUACUAAUAAAUAUCCGUGGCUUUAUAAAAUUUGCGGACAACUCAUAAAAAACGUGGAAUUGGUACGAGAUGACAGUGACUAUACUUUUCGUAGGAAGCAUUGCUUUGAUAUAAAUUAUUGGCUCUAUGAUGAAAUAUAUAAAAAACUUGAGUCUACUAACAAGGAAAGCGAUUUUCGGGGUAUCAUUAAACUUUUUGAUACAACAUGGAAAAAAUUUAUUGGUUAUAGUUAUGAUAUAAAAAGUGAUGAGGUAUGUUUUCCAAAUAUAACUUUAUUUAGGGAUAACUUUUUGACAUAUUUAAAACAAUUGAAGAAUUUUUUGGAUUAUAUUGAAAAUUAUAAUUUCAUUAAAAGGGAAAUUGGGAAAAGUACAUAUUACGCAUGUCAAAAAUAUUUCGAUUAUCUUAAAGAGAGAAUUCCAUUAUUUUUCUCCUUUGAACCGUUAUGUAGAAAGCACGGAAGUAACAUUUGUACAGAUUAUAUUCAAGGUUAUUUCUUAUCUGAUCCAAGAAAACUCUUUACUAAUUAUGAAUUAUCUAAACUAUAUUUUCAAUCGUGGUGGAAUCCUUGUUAUAAAAAGGUUUUAAAUGUAUUCUAUGAUUUCAAAAAAUCACCUACGGAAUUCAUAGCAAGGUAUAAUGAAUAUGUUAAACCGUUCAGUAAUAACCCUGUACAACAAAAAGUAAAAUUAGCACAAAGUGGUGAAGUGAAACCUCCUAAUGCUGCAUCAAAUGCGAAAGCUGCGGCUGUAAGAGAAAUACCUGUUUCUGUGAAGCCACAAGAUGUUACAGCGCAACUGCCAGCUGUAAAUGUGCAAUUAACUGAUGAUACGGGGCAACCUAGAAGAAUUACAGUUCCACUGACAAGUGCGACAGUAACAACUGCAGCAUACUCAGAACAACUCGCAGAAAUGUCAAGUGACGUACAUAGCGAUGAUGGUAUUUUUACAAGAUUCAUAAAUGAGCAAGGAUUUCCAUUAAUUAAAAUUGUUUUGGUGCCAUUUCUUUCUGUAUUGUUAAUCACAUUGCUUAUAAAAGCUUUAUCGAAGUUCACUUCACUUGGAAACCUCUUCUCACGAAGACGUAAACGAAAAAAAAUAGACCUUCAGUAUAAUAAUUAUCCUGUAGACGGGGAUUUAAUAUUUGACAGUUAUGAUAGUUUUAGUACUAGUUCCGACGAAAGUGAACACAACAUAGCAUACAGUACUAUGUAA
Messenger RNA from Plasmodium cynomolgi strain B, 1290 nucleotides. RefSeq names its product VIR-like CYIR protein. The transcript has 2 exons. The coding region runs from base 1 to 1290 and encodes 429 amino acids. Lineage: Eukaryota; Apicomplexa; Aconoidasida; Haemosporida; Plasmodiidae. The record is from RefSeq and is a predicted model, not a curated record.